AUGUAAUAAGAGAGCUAAAUUUCGUAAGAAGAUUUUAAGACUUAUCUCAAAGGUAUUGGACUUCCAGCUGAUAUCAAAUUAUCAGUUUCAGUUGAAACAUUAUAUCUAUUAGCAAAUAAGCAACUCAUUUACCUAUUCUAUUAAAAUACCAUUCUGCAUAGAAAAGAUUCAAAACCGAUCUCCCUUGAAUUCUCUGAUCUUCUGCAAAGGCUGUGUGUGUAAAAAAUAGGUGGACUAUGCUAUGAGCAUGAGCUAUUAUUUUAUUAUAUACUUAAACAUUUAGGAUUCAACGUGGAAUUGAUUAGAUGUUUUGUUUAAGAAGCUGGGUGUCCUUAUGACCCUUAGUUUCCUAGUACCCAUGCCUUUUUAUAUGUAACUAUAGGAGAUGACACAUACGUGACAGACCCUGGAUUUGGAACAAGAUCCUUAAGAUUUCCAAUCAAAGUUAAUUUUCAAAAUUUAGAGGCAACUCAUGAUUUAUUCCCAUUAGAGCAUUAUAGAUUCAUAUAAAAUGAAACUCAUUAUUAAUUUUAGCAUCUCAUUGAUGAAAAAUGGGUUACAUAUUACUAUUUUUUCAAGCCACUUCAAUUUGCAACUAUUGAAUAAAUAACCAAAGAUUAUCACUAUUUAUUUACAUACGAAAAAUUUUCAGGUGUCAGAGACAAUAGAUUUUAGCUCUGUAAAAACACAGAAGUUGGAAGAAUCUAAUUCUUUUGGUUUAGGAUUGAAAAACAAUUCACAUCAAUCAAAAAAGUAUUUAAAAAUAAUGAAAUAACCAAAUCAGAAUAUCAAUCUUAUGAAGAAUUGAAGGAGGACGUCAAGAAAGAACUAGGAUUUGAUUUACCUGAAUAGCAUGAAGUUAAAUGA
Molecule: messenger RNA, 867 nt
Organism: Paramecium octaurelia
Lineage: Eukaryota; Ciliophora; Oligohymenophorea; Peniculida; Parameciidae
Source: the annotation of a GenBank genome assembly